AUGUUACAGAAUCGUCAGGCAGCUUACACUCCUGGUUCCCCUAGGUCCGAGGCCGAACUGGCCAUCAAUAUCAAGAAAGCGACAAGCAACGACGAGACGGCCCCGAAGCGAAAACAUGUGCGCAGUUGCAUUGUCUACACGUGGGACCACAAGUCCUCCCAGUCCUUCUGGGCUGGCAUGAAAGUACAGCCCAUCCUGGCCGACGAGGUGCAGACCUUCAAGGCCCUGAUUACGGUACACAAGGUUCUGCAAGAAGGACACCCGGUGACUCUCCGAGAGGCCAUGGCGAACCGCGGUUGGAUCGACAGUCUGAACAGAGGUAUGCACGGCGAGGGUGUCCGAGGAUACGGCCCCCUGAUUCGGGAAUAUGUCUACUUCCUCCUGGCCAAGCUGUCCUUCCACCAGCAGCACCCCGAAUUCAACGGAACGUUCGAAUAUGAGGAAUAUGUCAGUCUAAAAGUUAUCAACGACCCCAAUGAGGGAUACGAAGCCAUCACCGACCUGAUGGCAUUGCAAGACAAGAUUGAGCAAUUCCAGAAGCUCAUCUUUUCCCACUUCCGCAAUGUGGGCAACAACGAAUGUAGAAUUUCGGCUUUGGUUCCACUCGUUCAGGAGAGUUAUGGUAUCUACAAGUUCAUCACCAGCAUGCUGCGCGCCAUGCACUCGACUACUGGCGACGUCGAGGCUCUCGAGCCGCUGCGAGAACGAUACAAUGCGCAGCACUACCGAUUGGUCAAGUUCUACUACGAAUGCUCAAACCUUCGAUACCUGACCAGUCUGAUCACGAUCCCGAAGCUGCCUCAAGAACCGCCAAACUUGCUCGCCGAAGAUGAGGAUAGUUCCAAGUUGCCUGCGAGACCCAAGCAGGAGAUUGAGCGGGUGUCGACACCCCUUCCAGCACCCAAGACCGAAGAACCCGACGAGAUUGCCGAGUUCUGGAAGGGCGAGUUGGAUCGCCAGAAUCGCGAAUACGAAGAGCAGCAGCGAGUGCUUCAAGAGAGACAGCAGCAGGCCCUUCUCGCACAGCAACAAGCGCAGAUGCAAGCACAAAGGGACUUUGAGGAACAGCAACGACAGCUUGCUGAGCAGCAGCGAAGGGAGCAGGAAGCUUUGUUGGCUCAGCAGGCUCAAUGGCAGACACAAGGACGCCUGGCAGAGCUGGAGCAGGAGAACUUGAAUGCGCGUGCCCAGUACGAAAGAGACCAACUUAUGCUUCAGCAAUAUGACCAGAGAGUCAAGGCUCUCGAGGGCGAGCUAGCGCAAAUUCAGGGCAGCUUCGGUCAGCAGCUCACGAGCAGAGAUGACCAGAUUCGCUCGCUCCAGGAACAGGUCAACACUUGGCGGACAAAGUAUGAGGCACUGGCAAAGCUGUACUCGCAGCUGCGCCAUGAACAUCUGGAUCUCCUGCAAAAGUUCAAGACUGUGCAAUUAAAGGCUGCAUCUGCGCAGGAGGCCAUCGACCGGCGCGAGAAGCUAGAACGCGAGAUCAAGACGAAGAACUUGGAAUUGGCAGAUAUGAUCCGCGAGAGAGACCGUGCUCUCCAUGACAAGGAUCGUCUAUCGGGAAGCAACAAGGACGAAGUCGAGAAGCUCAAGCGCGAAUUGCGCAUGGCCAUGGACCGUGCCGACAACUUGGAGCGCAGCAAGGGUAAUGAGCUCUCUGUGAUGCUCUCCAAGUAUAACCGGGAGAUGUCAGAUCUCGAGGAGGCCCUGCGAGCCAAGUCGCGUGCUCUUGAAGAAGCACAUGCCAAGCUUGCCAAUGGAAGCUCGGAUCUCGAGGCACUUCUCCGCGAGAAGGAGGAGGAGCUUGAGGUCUACAAGGCUGGUAUGGACGAGACCUUGCUCAAGCUCAACGAACUCGAGCUGAACCAGGGCGGCAAUGAUGACACCACUGAUGAGAUGCUCAAGCAUUUGAUUGACGCCAAUCUGGACAAGAUCAAGGAAAUCAUUGACUCGGUGCUGCAGGCCGGAGUGGCUAGAGUCGAUGAUGCUUUGUACGAGCUUGACUCUUCCAUGCAGGCAGGUAACCAGAAUGCUUCCCCGGCCUUUGUCCUGUCACAGAUUGAGAAGGCCUCGGCUAGCGCCAUGGAGUUUGCGACACAAUACAAUAACUUUAUCGCCGAUGGGCCCAAUGCUGCUUACUCGGAUCUGAUCAAGGCUAUCAACGUCUUUGCCGGCUCGGCAGCUGAUGUCUGCAGCAACACCAAGGGUAUCUUGAGACUGGCCCCGGAGGAGAAGAGGGGCGACGCCCUUAUGAAUGGUGCCCGACAAGCUGCUCAGUCAGCCGUCAAGUUCUUCCGCGGCCUUCAGAGCUUCCGCCUGGAGGGUAUGGAUGAUAUGCAAAAGUUGGACGUGGUUAUCAACAGCAACAAUGAUGUCCAGAUGGACCUUCAAAAGCUGAACAAGCUGGUUGAGCAGUUUGCACCAGUCGCACGUCUAGCCAACAGCAAGGGUGAUAUCGGCGAUUUGGUCGAUGCUGAGCUGAGCAAGGCUGCUGAUGCUAUUGCUGCUGCAGCGGAACGUCUGAACAAGUUGAAGAACAAGCCUCGUGACGGUUACACGACCUAUGAGCUCAAGGUCAACGACUCCAUCCUGGAUGCUGCAUUGGCCAUUACCAAUGCCAUUACUCGACUAAUCAAGGCAGCCACGGUCACGCAAAGUGAGAUUGUCCAAGCUGGACGUGGAUCGUCUUCCAGAACAGCCUUUUACAAGAAGAACAACAGGUGGACAGAGGGUCUCAUUUCGGCCGCAAAGGCUGUUGCCUCGUCUACAAACACUCUUAUUGAGACGGCAGAUGCUGUCAUUUCUGGCCGUGGUACUCCCGAGCAACUGAUUGUUGCGUCCAACGACGUUGCUGCUUCUACUGCCCAGCUCGUGGCUGCCAGUCGUGUAAAGGCAGGCUUCAUGAGCAAGAGCCAGGAGAACCUGGAGCAGGCCAGCAAGGCUGUGGGUGCUGCAUGCAGAGCGCUCGUGAGACAGGUGCAAGCCUUGAUCAAGGAGCGCAGCUCAGAAGAAGACCAAGAAGAUUAUGCCAAGCUUGACUCGCACACCUUCAAGGUCAGGGAGAUGGAACAACAGGUCCAAAUCUUGCAACUCGAGAAUGCCCUGAAUGCUGCAAGGCAUAGGCUAGGUGAAAUGAGAAAGAUCUCAUACCAGGAAGACUAA
Messenger RNA from Pestalotiopsis fici W106-1, 3165 nucleotides. RefSeq lists its product as uncharacterized. The record is from RefSeq and is a predicted model, not a curated record. Gene Ontology annotation, cellular component: clathrin-coated vesicle; actin cortical patch. Gene Ontology annotation, molecular function: phosphatidylinositol-3,4-bisphosphate binding; clathrin light chain binding; clathrin-cargo adaptor activity. The transcript is spliced from 3 exons. NCBI's taxonomy places the organism in Eukaryota, Fungi, Ascomycota, Sordariomycetes, Amphisphaeriales, Sporocadaceae. Gene Ontology annotation, biological process: endocytosis; clathrin coat assembly; actin filament organization. Bases 1 to 3165 code for a protein of 1054 amino acids.